AUGAGAAAAAAGACCCCCACUCCCGCACCACCCACCUCCCCGAUCCAAUCGCAACACUCGCCCCAGCAGCGAUACCGCGACCACCCCGCCCCCGGCCGACACCUCCGCCGCUGCCCCACCCCUGGCCAGCACCGCCACAGCAGCCCCACCCUCGUCCGGCACCUCCGUCGCCGCCCGCUCCCGUCCGACACCGCCGUGGCCGCCCCGCCCCCGGCCGUACCCCUGCUCCCAGCGGAUCCGGUGGAGACGGCGCCACACCACCUCCCGGAGCACCUCGAGGGUCACCAGAUCCCGCCGCCACCCCAAGAUCCCGCCAUCGCCGCCAUCUGUCCUCACUGCAGCCGCCGUGGCCCCGGCCACCAACCGCGUCGCCACCGUGUCCUCCCUCCUGCUUCAACCGCAAUAGUGGCCUCCCUUUCCUCUGCUUCCACGACGGCGGCGGCUCUUUGUCCCCGACCGACGCGACGGCUACCCCCAUCCAACCAACCUGGUGCACUCGCCGGUCCCUCACCAGCCUCCGCGACCAACCAUCCACCGAUCAAUGGGGCGCCUCUAGGCAUCUGCGCCACCUUCUGGAGCAAUGCCCUUCUCUGCAAGCUGCAGUCACUGGUCUUGCCCUGCUCGAGGAGGAGUAGGAGGGCCGCACCUAGGCACCAUGUGCAACUCAUAAACAAAGACAGUGAGGGAGUGGCAGCAACAUUUCAGAUGUAACUUCAGAUAAAAAAGGCACUCGGCUGCAACUCCUUGUUCUACGCUCUCUAAUGUCAAAGUGAGAACAGAAUCACAUGUUCCACUCUUGCUUUUAGCUUUUUUUGUUAGUCUUAAAGAAAAUGAUCUUAACAAAGAAUCUCUGUGUGCGUGCGUGUGUGCUCGUGUUUGUGUGUGCGCUGGGUGUGCUGCUUGCGUGCUGAGAUGUAUGAUGUGCAGAGUUUUUUAAGUUCAUGUUGUGAACCAAACUAAACUAAGUUUGAACACAAAAGUUCAGAUCA
This is a messenger RNA of Triticum urartu, 989 nucleotides long. RefSeq lists its product as uncharacterized. Lineage: Eukaryota; Viridiplantae; Streptophyta; Magnoliopsida; Poales; Poaceae. The record is from RefSeq and is a predicted model, not a curated record.